Spinacia oleracea (spinach) is the source of this 945-nucleotide messenger RNA. RefSeq lists its product as uncharacterized. The coding region runs from base 204 to 704 and encodes 166 amino acids. NCBI's taxonomy places the organism in Eukaryota, Viridiplantae, Streptophyta, Magnoliopsida, Caryophyllales, Amaranthaceae. The transcript has 2 exons. The record is from RefSeq and is a predicted model, not a curated record.
UUGGUCCCUUAAAGGAUAAAGUAAAAGUAUUAUGACCUCAAAAUGUAGCUAGUAGGUACUUUAUACUUUGUAUAAUUAGCAUGUAACAAGACAUGAAUUAAUGUUAACAAUACAUCGAUCAACUCCAUAAAUACAAAACUCUGAACCUCCCUUUGUCCUCUCCACAAAAUCAACUCAUAGAUUAAACUUCUCAAACACGUACAAUGUCGUCGUCGUUGUCGUUGUCCGACCUCUCGUCAACCUCAUCAUCAUCAGCCACUUCUUUAACAUUAUCAAUACCAUCAAUUACAAGAGAUAAUACUACUAUAGCUAGCAACAGCAACAGCAACAGCAUAAGCAUAAGCAGCACUUGUUCUUCCAAACUUAUCGAUGAAGAACACCGCCACAUUCUCUCAGUAUCUAAGUCUAAAUCUGAUAGACUCCUUGGCAAGUUCUUCGACGCCUUGGAGUACGAUUUUGAUUACGACACCAGUGGUAUUUGGUCGCCUCCGAUUCGUCCAAGUGUGUUCUUGACCUCUCCUGGUAUUAUUAUUUGCUCUCAUGAUUAUGAUAAUAUGCUUGUCAAACCACUCUACAACAAAAACUCUCCAAAGAAGAAAAAUAAGAAUUACAAUAAUAAGAUUAAGAGGACUGUUACUGUUACUACUCUCAUCUCUUGCAGAAGAUUCUUGUCCUCCUGCUUCAAUGUGUUUUGGUGCUGUUAAGGAAUAUCUUGGUUUGGUCCACUUGAAUCAACAACGAAUUGAAGAAACCCAGUAGUCGUCCUUUUGUCUCUCUCACUCUUUUUCUAAAGUACCCUGUGUUUUUUCUAGUGUAAAUUGUUGUACUCACUAUCACUUUGUAUUUUAAAUUUUAUUUGUUCUUUUCUGCUAACUAUGCCCGAUGAGUACGUAUAAGUAUACUGUUUUGUUGAUCUCUCAAUGAGUAAUUUAAGAGUGACAUUUC